UGACUUUUUAUUUUUUUUCCACUCUCUGCUUUCUCUCUUCGAUCCGUGAAGGUGUUCCGUGGUAUGGUGUGAAUAAAAAUUGGAAUAUCUCAUAAUUUCCAGUGUCCCGUGCCGUGAAAAUCCGAUCAAUCGACAGCCCAUACGCCAGAGUAUCGGAAAAGUGUGCGGAACCAACAUCGAAGAGGUUUUACUACAUAACUAGCAGAGAGAAAGACAGAGACAGGCAGUUAGCGUAUAAGCAAAUAGGAAGGAAGAAAAGAGAGCACCAGAUCGAGAGUUUUGCAGACGACGACGACGACGACGAGCCCCACAGCAAAGCAGAGUCCCAUUUUAUAUCGAUUGCGCACAAGUCACAGCUUAGCAUAAAACUAUCCCGAAAGCAGCAGCAGCAGCCAUUUUUGCCACAGUACCUGGUUUAGUAAACGAAUCAAACGACCAAUAAAAUGCAGUUCCAAGGCACAGCACAACCGCACCAGGGUGGCUUCCGCGGACCGCGUCCGGAAAAGAACGACUUUUACGUUGGCCAGCCGGGCACCAAGCCGCCGCACUUCAUGAACAAGCAGGGCCCUCCCUCGAUUCCGCCGUUCAACGCGAACGCGUUCGGUGGACCGAAGCCGAUGUACCAGCAGAAUGCGAUCAACGGUGUCGGACCGGGUGGAUUUAACAAGUUCGGCGGUGGCGGCAACCGUGCUUUCGGCGGCCAGCCGGGAACCAUGCCCAAGAAGGACUUUGGUGGACCGAAGAUGUACGGACCGGGUGGCAGCAAGCCGUACGGUGACGACAAGCCGUUCGACACGUUCGGCGGCCCCAAGAAGUACCCGACCACGAACCCGGGAAUGGGUGGCGGCUACGGCAUGGGCAAUCGCAACGGGUACGGCGGUAUGCGCUCGGACUACAACGGGUUCAACAAGGACGACCGGGCGAAGAUCCAGUCGCUGAAGGCCAAGUACCCGGGCCAGAACCUGAUGAAGCCAAUGUGGGAAAAUCUGGAACCGUUCCAGAAGGAUUUCUACGUGCCGCACCCGAGCGUGAUGGGCCGGGCGGCCGAGGAGGUGCAGACGUUCCGCGAGCAGAUGCAGAUCACGGUCAUGGGCAACAACGUGCCGCACCCAUGCCAGAACUUUGAGGAGGGCAACUUCCCGGAGUACGUGAUGACGGAAAUCAAGAAGCAGGGUUUCCCGCGCCCCACCGCCAUCCAGUCGCAGGGCUGGCCGAUUGCGCUGAGCGGCCGCGACAUGGUGGGCAUUGCGCAGACCGGUUCGGGCAAAACGCUCGCCUACAUGCUGCCCGGGUUGGUGCACAUCUCGCACCAGAAGCCGCUCAGCCGCGGCGAGGGACCGAUCGUGCUGGUGCUUGCACCAACGCGUGAGCUCGCGCAGCAGAUCCAAACCGUGGUGCGGGACUUUGGCAACCAUUCGAAGCCCAACAUUCGCUACACGUGCGUGUUUGGCGGAGCACUGAAGGGACCGCAGGUGCGUGAUUUGGAGCGCGGUGUUGAGGUAGUGAUUGCUACGCCCGGUCGUCUUAUUGAUUUCCUCGAGCGUGGCAUCACCAAUCUGCGCCGCUGCACAUACCUCGUGCUGGACGAGGCCGACCGGAUGCUGGACAUGGGCUUCGAGCCGCAGAUCCGCAAGAUCGUGGAGCAGAUUCGCCCUGAUCGGCAGGUGCUGAUGUGGUCCGCCACCUGGCCGAAGGAGGUACAGACGCUGGCGGAAGACUUCCUGCGCGAUUACAUCCAGAUCAACAUCGGCUCGCUCAGCCUGGCCGCGAACCACAACAUCCACCAGAUCGUGGACGUGUGCGAGGAGAACGAGAAGGAGGGCAAGCUGCUGAAGCUGCUGAAGGAAAUCGCCACCUCGGAUGCGACGAACAAGAUCAUCAUCUUCGUCGAGACGAAGAAGAAGGUGGACGAUCUGCUGAAGAACAUUGUGCGGGACGGAUACGGGGCUACGUCGAUCCACGGUGACAAGAGCCAGACGGAGCGUGACUACGUGCUGCAGGACUUCCGGCAUGGCAAGAGCACCAUCCUGGUGGCGACCGACGUCGCGGCUCGCGGGCUCGACGUGGAGGACGUCAAGUACGUGAUCAACUUUGACUAUCCGAACUCGUCGGAGGACUACAUCCAUCGUAUUGGGCGCACGGGACGCUGCUCGCAGUACGGCACUGCGUACACCUUCUUCACACCAAACAACGGACGCCAGGCGCGAGAGCUGCUCUCCGUGCUGGAGGAGGCCGGCCAGCAGCCGACGGUGGAGCUGGUCGAGAUGGCGAAGCAGGCACCGGGCGGCAAGGGCGGACGACUACGCUACUCGACGCAGACCGGCUACCGAGGCAGCAGCGGCAUGGGCAGCUACCAGCGCCGGCCGCCGUUCAACGGUGGCGGUGGAUUCGGCGGCCCGCCCAAGUACGGCGGUGGCAUGCAGGGCGGCAUGAUGGGCGGUAUGCAGAACAAGUUCGGUGGCGGCGGUAUGCAGAACAAGUUCCGCGAUAACGGCAUGUACCGCGGGGAGAACAACUGGAACAAGGGUCCGAAUGGGCCGGCAAUGAUGGGCGGCCCGGGUGGCUACCAGUCCCACUCGCCACAGUCGCCGCAGGCGGCCGCGGUCGCGUCCGGCCCGCAGAUGUACGAAGCGCAGCAGGCGCAGCUCCGCGCUGCCUACCACCCGAAGAACAUCUACCCGGGCCAGUUCGAUGACUACACGGCGCUGUUUGCGGGUGGUGCGACCGCGGCCGCACCGGGCGGUGGCAUGCGCUACUACCAGAACAAAGCACACCAGGGCGGUCCGGGAGCGAUGCAGCCCGGCUCGCAGCCCGGCGGCCGGUACAACCCGAACGGCGGCCAGUUCAACAUGGACGGCACGCCGAAGCCGCAAAACGGUCGCGGCACCUACCCGCCGAAGCAGUACAACAACAGCUACGCGGCCGGACCGGCCAACCCAAGCCAUCAGUAUCCGCAGCUGGCUGCGGCCGCUGCCGCGGCUGCCGCCGGCCAAACCAUUCCAACGGGUGCGCCGGCCGGAUUCACCGGAUUCGAUCCGACCGGGGGACUGCAGUACCAGGCUUCGUACCCGAUAACGGCGGCCACCGCCACCUACUAUCCGUACCCGGCGGCUACCGCUCCACCGCCACCACCGCAGGCCCAGGCGGCCCCAGUCGUGCCGCCAGUCCAGCAGUAAACUGCUGCUGCUGCUGCUGCCACCACACGCGUAACACCCUUCACGCAACAACAAGCACGAUCGGAGAGAGAAAGCAAGGUUAGUUUUUAGCAUCUUCCCUUAUUUAUCCAACCAUUUCUAAAUAGUACGUAGAAAAUCGAGCGGCUCGCGCGAGGCCGCAGCAACCGCAACACAUACAUGUUGAAUGUUUCGGUUUUUCGGUUUAGUAUCAGACGCGAAGAGGGCGAAGAAACUGUCGCGCGCGGUUAGGAGCAUAGAUUGGCCCACCCACCCGUCCGCCCAGAAAGUAGGUGGGACAUUUUUGACACACUUCCACCCAGGUAACGAAACGGAACAUGAUUAAUCUUCUCUACUGUUUAUUUUCCCUUAAUCACACACCAUAUCGGAAGAUACGAAACUUGCGUUGCCGAAACGUCUGAUCGCAGGAACAUAUUACUAUUAUUAACACUAUAUAACCUUUUUGCAAACGAUUGUAUGAGGAGCUAUUGGAAGAUGAUGAGAUACACAUUUGACUCGUGUACGCACGCGCUGCAACCAAGGAUUGAAUAGGGCCGCCAAGCAGAGCGAAGAAAGAUGAUAGGGCUUUGUGGAAGCGAGCAGAGCGGCGCACACACUGUAAGAGUGAACGGAAAAGCAGCAGCGAUCGCGGAGCGAGUAUAUACGAUAUACAAUUAGUUUUGAAUUUUUGCGUUUAUUCUUUCCUUAUUACAAGCAAAUAUAAUAAUCCUUAGAUGUAAUGAAACCAUACGAACGCCUGGUACACACGUGCGUAGGGCAAGCGUGCCCACCCGUACAACUACGCGGUUUGUUCGGCGUGGAGCAGGAACACUAUCAGACGCUGGCUCGUGGCUCGCGGCUGCUGCUCUGAUACACGUCGAACAUUCCGGUAGCUUUAGCAAGCAACUUUGUUAAACGAACGCUCAUUCGAAUUUCUACGAAUCACAUCCACACCGGUGCGUGGUGGGAUGGAAUUGUUGUCACACAAAGAACGAGGGAAAGAUAAGACUUCCAAGACAGGUGAACUCUCUAAUCCUAAAGCUGAUUGUUGAAGUGGAGAAAAGCAUUUUAGCAGAAAUGGGUGUUGGAAUGGAAAGUUCAAUCAUUCCCUUGCUUUUACUCUCUGGCUGCAUCGGGGGAGAGGAAAUGCGUAAAGUUUUUCCCUCGAAUCGCAAUUCUUAUUAUGCGCAGCGAGUUACUGGAAGACCAUUUUAUUUUAAAUCGAAACUGUAACGGAAAUCAAUUCGGACAUUGAACGCAGAUGCAGAAUUGUUCUAUUUUUCUGUUCUUUCGACAAUCGUUUGGUGUAUAUUAUAGCCAUUCCCAUUUAUUUACGCAGCCCGCAGUUACUACAUCAGAGGAAAACAGAACUGAAUCUCUUGAACCGUUAGUUUCGUGGUUAAUAAAUUGUUAACCAAAUGCCACAAUAAUACAGCGCAAUACGGCAAUUUGAAGGAUCAUAAUGUGACAAAUGGCAGGGAAGCACAUUAAUUUGGUUAGGUGAAAAGAGAUGGCGAGCCACAUUAGUUGCAAAAACUAGGGAAACAGCACAUCAGGCAGCUCAGUUCAUUUUUCACAGAUGUACUGGUGUGAUACCUGGUGGAGUUGUGGAAACAGCAGCGAGUAAAGCUGUGUUUGCAUUCUCCUGGGAAAUGUGUGGUUAUCAAAGCGUUUUUUUUUGACAACCAAAGAAACAAUUUAAAUUACAUUUCCUAACCAAUCCCUUGUUCAACCACAAAUCAAUACCCCACCUCCCGCAAUAGUUAAUCAGAUACAUUCCCUUACACUCCGACAAAGAAGUUGGCAUCGCCGCCUAGUAACAAAACACAUAUUCUACCUUCCAGUCAAGUACGUACCUGUAACGAAAAUGAUAGCUGGAUCGCUAAAGAAACCCUGCAAUAAUAUGCUGUUGCGUUGAUAUUGCGUACGAAAUCAGCAUAUGGGGAUGAUCCUACAUACACAAGGAAGAGGGAAUAUCCAAGGAAACCCAAAACGAGCAUGAUUAGAUAAACUGUACUUUUACGUUCUAUUGAUUGUUGAUAGAGUAACUAUUUUCUAAAAUCGGGCCGGACACACACAAGUAUUACACAAAGCGUACGUCCCUGUGCGCCUGUGUUACAGGUUCUCAUUUACAACGUAUUUGAAAAGAGGUCCCAUCAACUACGUUUGAACGGACAAACACACACACGCUUCUUAGCGACGCUUUCAAAGCCUCUCGCACAUUACUAUCUAGUCAGAACGAACGAACAGGAAUCCCCUGAACAAAGGGCAUAGGUUCUUAAGCGCGGUUCUCGCUCCCUAUAGCAAGAGCUAAUGCACCAAACGCGAGUGCAUACGAAUUUUGCGCCCUGGUGUGUGCCGGAAACCGCACGAACCUGUGAGGAACCUCUGGGAUCUUCCAAUGUUCUAGCAUGAAAAGGGCGGGGAGUCACCCCCGUCACUGCAAACAAAAUGCCUUCUGUAAACUGUGAUCGAAUCUCUCGUGUUCCUUAUUCAAUGCUACUCUCUCCGGACGAGCGCAGGACGACCCCAGGGACUUUUUGCUCACGGAGGCCAAAGUAAUAAAAAUGUAUGCUGUGUGAGAGCGAAACACAUGGACACACGCACACAUGGCGAGCAAAAAAUUGCGUAAAAGAAAAAUCUAUUCUGCUUUUUAGUAUUUGCUUUGAUCAAUGUACUGAUUCUGUUCAAAUGGCUAAAGGAAUAUCCAUUUUGUGCAGUUCUUAUUGAUGUUUAUACAAGUAUGCAAAAGAGACAAAUGUUGGAAAGUUGUGAAACUUUGAGCGCUCUACUGUAUUUAGCCAUUUAGUUGUAAAACAUCUUUUCUUUAAAGUAUUCCAGCGGCCUGUGAGCUAAACGUGUGUGUGUGUAGAUCGAAACGUCCUGCAUAAAUUGCAACAUAUUUUCCCGGACUGAGCAGAGAAACUCGGGAAAAGGAUGGACAAUUUAGAGAGCGCGAGAGAGCGUUGGCGCACGUUGUUCUGUCGAGGCAGAUUGAACCGGCAGACUGAAGCGAUUCGAAUACGCACUCUUUUUUAAGUAUACAAUGUGUAGGCUACAAUCCUAAUACGAAUGAACCCACCAACCCUUUGAUGCAGACGACGAUAGCAAAAACAAAAACACACACUGCAUUAAAAGCAACAUUCUCUUGCAUCGGACACAACCGUAACAGUUGCUGUCUCUUUACUGUCGGAGUAUGUAGAACAGCCGUUUUUGGCGACCUUUUGUGCAAACAGCUGAAAUAGUAGAAGCACAAGAAAGUCAUCCGUCAACAAAACGGAGGAAGAACCGACCGUGUAAUAUGAGCGGACACAACAAUCUACACCGGCUAGAGCGUGCACUGGGAAGAGACUGAAUGCAUUGUAAGCAAAGUACAGUGUAGUAACAACAGCUAGAAAGCGUAGAAGCUAAAUUAAUUUUUAUUUUUUCUUCCCCGUUGUCUGCACGAUGGGAGACGUUCACUUACGACACUUGGCAAAACGAAAUGCAUCAACCUCUAUCGGGGGUAGCAGCAGCUUGCUUGCCACUUUAAAAUAGUAAUGUAUGCUCGCCUCUCUUUUGGGAAAACGAGGAAAAAUGAUAAAACACACCAAGGCUAGAUUACGGGGCGGUUCUUAUUGUGUUUGUGUUAAACGUUAUGCAAACACACUUGGUUGAGGAAAUGAAAAAGAAAAACAGGGCCCCUAAAUAAUGAUCCACUCUGCCGUAAGAUUGUCGCUGUAGGAAGAAAAUCCAGCGUUACUAUUUGCAUACACUACUUCGUACAGUCGGGAUCAGAUCAAAUCUCUUUGCACUUGCCACAAACGUCUGUUGUAGAACAACACGAGACGGUGUUGCGUUUUGUGUACCAGUAUUUAUUUUCUACACAAACGCAUCGAACCCUUUUGGCUUGGUUUGGUUUAUUUUCCAACAAGAGCAAAACACUUUCAAACGAAUGCGUUUAAUGUUGGAAAAAUGACACAUAAAAACGCGGGAACCCUUACACGAAGAAUGCUUGAUUAAAUCCCCUAAAACAUGAAGCUUAGAGUGUAAUAUCUGAACCACAGGUAUUAGUAAUUGUCGCAACAAGUCGAAGCAUUGUGACAUGCUCGGAGAGGAAGAUAGGUAACAGGAAACAUUAGACAUUGAAGAAAAUUAGCCUGUUCGAUGAUAAUUUCAACAGCUCGUCGAAAUGUUACACAAACGAAGAGCAGCAACAUACUACAGCAAAGUAAGUUUAUUGAAAUUACUGAAUGUGUAACAACUGGAACAUAGAGUUUGAAAAUGCAACAGUCAAACAAUCCAACUGAAAGAGCGAAACAGAACGAACAAGCAAACACAUUCGAAGAGAGUAGAAUGAACAAGUCGUUUGAUAAAUUUGUAAAACCCUACUACAUGUGUAACGUACGUGCAUAAUUUGCUUAACCUUAUCUACCAACUAAGUAAGUGUGUUUGUGUAUGUGUGUGCGUGCUAUGAAGAAACGCAGCGUUAAUUAAGCAACUCUAAAGAGAAAAAGUUAAACCGCAGCAAAGAUUGCAACGUGAAUGAUAUAUUUUCCAACAAACACAACACAACUGGAAGGCAGGUCAAUGUUUAAAAAAAAGAAAGCUGGAAUAUAAAGUGUUUUCUUUUCGCUCAUUUGGCUGAAGCGCACACACUUUCACGUUUAAAGAGACAAUUUACUGGUAACCUCUUGUACUAUUAAUCGAGGUGUGGACCGCUUGUGACCGAGCUAAUGAUUAGUGUAUCGUUCCACACUCUCUCUAAAACUCGUUGGUAUUUGGGUAAAAAUGGAAUAUAAUCAAUAAAACACGUUGCGGCCAAUUGCUAAUUGAAAGCGAAGAUAACAAAAACGGCAACCACGAAAUAUUAAUGUCUUAGCUGCAACCAGCUAUCUAGCGUUAUAAUAAUAUAUGAUGUCUUUAAUGGAUUAAUCGAACAUGCGUCAAAGUUUACACAACAAAACACACUUUUUCUGCAAUCAAACGGAACCAAAUGAUUUUCAUCAUUGCUAUUAUGAACUUUUAAAAGCAUCGACGAUCGCGCAUGUGUAAGAACGAUCAUGAGCAUAGGAGAAAAGAGAAAUACUACCCAAAUGAACAGAACGGAAUAUUGAGAGCAAUCGAUUCUCUACGGAAAAAAAACAGUUGUCACUCAGUUUGGAGCGGAACGGAAAACGAAACAUCAGUUCUGAUCGAAUGGCAGCUUUGUAACCGAAUGAUGUGUUGUGUAUAACCGAUGAGACGAAUUUUUGUAUUCGGUGCAGUGCGUCUAAUCACAAAAGGGACAGCAAAAAAGACCUUCUGGCACGCGCGCCACCAUCAUUCACAUCCAUAUUAUUUUCUAUUGUUUUACAUCUCUACCACACCGAUUAUUGCACACACAGCAUGCGUAAAGUUAAGGGGUUGUUUUUAAUAGGAUAGGUUUUAAGUUAUUUUUCUGAAUUUUAGAAGCGAUCAUUCAACAUUAAACGAACUGGUGGAAAGAUAGACUCUUUGCUGGGUCCGAAAAAGCAUGGUUCAGAAUAAUGAGUCUCACAAUUUGAAACCAACACUAACGAGAAAAACAGGCAAAAGUUGUCGUACAGAGAGUUCUGUCCUCAAGAAUUUCAUCAAAACUACUACUACUGAUCAAAGCUGAAAGAAAACGAUAUAAUUCUUCAUGUGAUAUAGAGAAAAAAGAUGAAAAAAACAACGCGCUCUCGUCGCAGUGCAAGAAAGUUUAGUCAACUAUUAGAAACCCCUACGGAAAUUACAGAAACGGCACGACAUAUGGGCACUAUUAAUUUUGUAACGCAUUAUAUUGGUACACAGUUAGAGGAAAACGUCAUUGUCUCAUUUGUUGUUUGUAUCGUAAAAGCGCGUAAUUCAAACCGGAAAGUCUCGUUGAUUUAGCUUGAACACACACACUCACGCACUAGAGAAAAAUGAAAGCGUAGGGAAAAGAGAAAAACAACAAACGUUAGGACACGUUCGGGAAGCUGCAAAAGAGUGACGAACGCUGCAGAAAGAUAAUUGAUAAGCGGCGCAGAUUUGCCCUUUUCAACACUUACUUCAAUAAUGAGUGUGGUGGCUGUGUGUAUGUAUGUCUAUGCUCUGCUGGG
Anopheles gambiae (African malaria mosquito) is the source of this 9256-nucleotide messenger RNA. RefSeq lists its product as uncharacterized. Lineage: Eukaryota; Metazoa; Arthropoda; Insecta; Diptera; Culicidae. Gene Ontology annotation, molecular function: ATP binding; RNA helicase activity; RNA binding. The transcript is spliced from 3 exons. Bases 444 to 3176 code for a protein of 910 amino acids. Gene Ontology annotation, cellular component: cytoplasm; ribonucleoprotein complex; nucleus. The record is from RefSeq and is a predicted model, not a curated record.